AAUGUUUCUCGGCUCGUCGAAUGAGAAGAGGACAACAAAAUCUUUGCCCAAAAAUGUGGAGAUAGCGGUGAACCAGCGGUAAGAAUGCACUCCCACACGAAUGACGCUGCUGGCACGAGCAGUGCCGGUAGCACAGAGGGCAAAAUACGGUGCAUAUUUCUAAGCGAAUUCCAUGCCACAGCUGGCUGCAAGAUAAGCUGCCAAGUGCCUGAUAACUACAUCUCCAAGGAUGUCUUCGAUGCCAUCAACGUGUACAUCAUUCCCAAGCAGCACUUGCAGCGCUGCAUCUUGACCGUGAACGCCAUGGACGUGAAGAUUGUUGGCUAUCCGGUGGGCAUACAGGAUCAGCAGAAGUACGCCCGUAAUGCCUUUCUAUUCAACCUGUGCUUCGUCUGCGAUUCGCGGGCCCGGUCUGUGCAAUAUGAGCCCGUAGUGAAGAAGCUAUCGGAGUACCUUAUCAUGAUGGAGGAGGAAUCGUGUUUUCUGUCGCGCGAGGACGACAAGCGGAGAUUGCAGAAUAUCUUCCAGACCGUGCUUAGGGACCUGAACGAGCGCAAGGUGGCCACCAUUGUGGAGGGCGACAAUACGAUUUAUCUGAAGAUUGUGAUGCACAAGCCGGAUCCUCCUGCGGUCAAGGAUCACAUGGUGCCUUUGUUGCUAGCUAAUCUGCGUGACACGCCGAUAGAAAAUUGGGACCUAACCACGCAGCAGAUAUUGCCCUAUAUCAAUGGAAUCAAUCAUGUAGCGCGCAUCGCCGCCGAGGCGGACGUGGAAACGGAUUUGGUCAAAUCAUGCAUACAGAAUCUGGUCUACUACGGUGUGGUUCAACUGCUGCCCAUCCUCAAAUACAGCAACGUGUACAUGACCCAGAACCUAAAACACCUAAUCCAGAGUGCAUCGCUGAGCAACGCUUGUCGCAAGUACGUGGCGCUCAAACCCGACAAAACUCUGCCCAGCGUACAGCGCAUCUUCCAGUUCUAUGCUUCGAUGACGCACGGCGUGACAUUGAGAGCCAUUUGCCAGCGCUUGUGUCCCCAGCAUCACAACAUCGAUGAGCGUAAGAUGGUCAUCUUUGGGCUGCAGCACAAGUUCAUCCGAUGCAUCCACAAGUAUCCGGUGUUCACGGGAUCGGUGCCAUCCGGACGCCAGAAGAUGUACACGGGCCUCAUCAGCUUCGACGAGAUCUGCUGCAAGACGGGCCUUUCACCCUGCACCAUUGAGCGGGAUAUUGAGAAAGACACAAAUGUGACUGUGAUUUGGAAGUAAACUUUAAUGCUGAUG
Molecule: messenger RNA, 1281 nt
Organism: Drosophila persimilis
Lineage: Eukaryota; Metazoa; Arthropoda; Insecta; Diptera; Drosophilidae
Gene: Nprl2
Product: GATOR complex protein NPRL2
Exons: 3
Coding region: 85-1266 (393 amino acids)
Biological process (GO): positive regulation of autophagy; cellular response to amino acid starvation; negative regulation of TORC1 signaling
Cellular component (GO): GATOR1 complex; vacuolar membrane
Molecular function (GO): GTPase activator activity
Source: RefSeq, a predicted model, not a curated record